Messenger RNA from Protopolystoma xenopodis, 257 nucleotides. The record is from the annotation of a GenBank genome assembly. NCBI's taxonomy places the organism in Eukaryota, Metazoa, Platyhelminthes, Monogenea, Polystomatidea, Polystomatidae.
GUUUGAUUAUCGAUGCAUUCGGGGAACUCCGUGAUCAGUUGGAGCAGAUCAAAGAAGAUCUGGAGUCAAAAUGCUUCAUCUGUGGAAUUGGCAAAGACUACUUCGACAAGGUACCACAUGGAUUUGAACAGCACACAGAAAAAGAGCACAACUUUGCUAAUUACAUGCAUUUCUUGAUGCACAUCAUCAAUAAACCGGACACAGAAUACACGGGUCAGCAUAUUGGCAUGCUUAGCUCCAAAACCAACAAUUUUUAA